Molecule: messenger RNA, 1878 nt
Organism: Acanthosepion pharaonis
Lineage: Eukaryota; Metazoa; Mollusca; Cephalopoda; Sepiida; Sepiidae
Source: the annotation of a GenBank genome assembly
AUGUCUACGAGUCCCCGUCGCCUUAACUCUCUCUCUCUCUCUCUCCAUAUCAGUAACUCUCUCUCUCUCUCUCCUCCUUUUCUCUCUCUCUUUUCCUUUUCUCUCUCUCUUUUCCUUUUCUCUCUCUCUUUCUCUUCCUUUUCUCUCUCUCUUUCUCUUCCUUUUCUCUCUCUCUUUCUCUUCCUUUUCUCUCUCUUUCUCUUCCUUUUCUCUCUCUCUCUUCCUUUUCUCUCUCUCUCUCUCUUCUCUCUCUCUCUUCCUUUUCUCUUCUUUUUCUCUCUCUCUUUUUCUUCCUUUUCUUCCUUUUCUCUCUUUUCUUCCUUUUCUCUCUCUCUCUCUCUCUCUUCCUUUUCUCUCUCUCUUCCUUUUCUCUCUCUCUUCCUUUUCUCUCUCUCUUCCUUUUCUCUCUCUCUUUCUCUCACCCUCUCUCUCUCUUUCUCUUCUCUCUCUUCCUUUCUCUCUCUCUUCCUUUUCUCUCUCUCUCUUUCUCUCUCCUUUUUCUCUCUCUUCCUUUCUCUCUCUCUCUCUUCUCUCUCUCUCUCUCUCUUCCCUUUUCUCUCUCUCUCUCUUCCCUUCCCUCUCUCUCUCUUCCUUUUCUCUCUCUCUCUUCUUUCUCUCUCUCUCUCUUCCUUUUCUCUCUCUCUAUUUCUCUUCCUUUUCUCUCUUUACAUACACACGACCCUUAAACACACAGAAAUAAAAUCGUUGUUUCCAGUCGUCCUUUCAAUAAGUUCUUUGCUGACAACCAUGAAUGCAUCAGAAGAUGAUGUUGAAGUGAAAGAAUCAACAAAAAAUGAAAAACAUCUUAAUUUGACUCCCUCCUUUAUAACCCCAGAUGGUGGCUGGGGUUGGUUUGUGGUUUUUGGCAGUAUGUUAACACAUAUCAUUAUUGGAGGUCAAGAACGAGCAAAUGGUAUUCUGUAUUUGGCAAUUGUAGAUAAAUUUGAUAGUUCUGCUACAAUCACUGCAAUUUUACUUUCAUUCACUACUGCUUUUGAGCUUUUGUGUGGUCCUAUAUCCGGUGCCUUUAUCAAAAGAUUUUCUGGCCGUACAGUGAGCUUUGUUGGAGGAUUGCUCCUUUUUUUAUCUUUUUUAUUCAGCUCUUUAACUACUUCUGUAGAAUUUCUUUUUAUUACCUAUGCAUUAUUUGGAGGACUUGCUAAAAGUUUAUCCUAUACAUCCAGCAUCAUUAUGGUUGGUUAUUACUUUGAUAAAAAACGUGGCAUUGCAGUUGGUCUCACAACAGCGGGUGUUGGCAUUGGGACAUUCAUAUAUGCUCCCCUCAUGGAAUGGUCUUUUAAAACUUAUUCUUUCUUUGGUACGAUGAUUAUCUUAGGAGCCAUAGCCUUAAACCUGUGUGUUUGUGGUUUGUUGUAUCGUCCACUCCAAAAAAAGGAGGCAUUUCUUUUAAAAGAGGCAAAUGAAUUGAACCUCAUAAGCCGGAUUGUCAUGGGUUUAUUUCUUGAUCUGAAAUGGGUCAAACCUUAUCGAAGGUUUAUCUUUACAACAAUAAUUGGUCUACAGGUAAUCAUGAUGUUUUCUUGUUCAUAUGCUAAAAGAUUUUGGGAAUUUGCCCUUAUCUGUGUUGCAUAUGGAUCUUUAUCUGGGGGUACAAUUGCCCAAUUAUCCAUUAUUGUAGUCGACCUUCUUGGAGUUGAAAAACUUGCCAGUUCCUUUGGUUGGACUUUGUGUUUCCAAGGAAUUGGUAUUCUCAUUGGACCACCAUUAGCAGGUCAAAUCAGAGAUACUUACAAAAAUUACAGCUUGGUGUACUUCUUUGCAGGAGGGAUGAUGUUUGCAGGAUUACUAUUUCUUUUAGCCAGUGCAAUUUUGUACUCGUGGGAAAAGAAGAAAAACAAAUCAACUGAAAGUGAUUAA